GCGCGCGAGGCCCUAGGUUCCCGGCGAGGAGGCCGCGGGAGCGCCCGGACCCGGCUCGCCUGCCCGGCCCCCGCCCGGCCCCCGCCCCGGCCCCGGCGGGGGAGGGGUCUCUGAACGCGGCCCCUCCCCCCUGCGCCCCCACCUGCGCUGCAGUGCCUCCACCCCGCGGGUCCCAGUCUGUCCGUCUGUCCUCGCCCAGGCCUCGCCCCACCCCGGCCCCCGGGGCUGCCUUGCCGCCCUCCCCACCGCAUCCGCCCCCCUCCCUCCGGGCCAGUCCCCGCCGCAGCCCGGGAAGCAAGCCUGGACCACGCUGCCCCAAACCCAGGGCCGGCACCCCGACAUCGGGGGGCCUGCACCCCGAGAUCGGAUCCAGAGAUCUGGAAACCUGAGCCUGAGACCCUGAUCUGGGGCUGGGACCCCAAGACCUGGAGCCUGAACACCUAAUAUCUGGGGCUGGAAUCUCAACUUCAGUCUCUGGAACCCCAAGACUUGGAAUAUGGACCCCAAAUUUUGGAGUCUGAACCUCAAGACUUUGCAUCUAAAACCCCAAAUCUGAAGCUGAACUCUGAAUUCUGUGCCUGGGACCUUGAAUCUGGGAUCAGAUUCCCAUACCUAUACUCUGGAACCCGCUAUUUGGGACCUGAACUCUGAGAUUUAGGCCUCAAAUUCCAAGAUCUGAACCCCGGUAUUCCAAGGGGCCUAAACCUGAGUUUGAGCCUGAAGUCCUUGCUGCAAACCCGAAUGCUGAAAUUGGAGGUCUCUAGACCUCCAAAUCUUGACUCAGCACCCCAAUAUCUGAACCCAGCACCCAAGUAUUGGAUUCCAGGACUGGGCUUGAGACUCAGACCCUAGACUCUUCAUUUGGCUGUUUAGCAUCCCAAGACCAGAGCUAGGAGACCCUCGCUCUGACCAACCCAAACUGGAGCCUGGGUCUCUAAAAUUGGCCCUUAGAAGCCGUGUAUUUGGAGAUCUAGGACCCCAAGUAUCAAGGUCUGCAGACUCCAUGGCCACAGAUCUUGGCUGAGACACAGCACAGUCCCUCUGCAGAGGCCUUGGGGACAGAGAAGGGAUGACCAGGCGCCCCCUCCAGAGACCUAGCCCCUGACCUCUUGGAGCCUGAGGACUCUGCUCCCUGGGGGGGGGCUUCCAGCUCAGGCCGCCCUGCCCGAAAUGGCCGUCCUUCCAUUGCUCCUCUGCCUGCUGCCGCUGGCCCCCGCCUCGUCUCCAUCCCAGCCAGCCGCACCCAGCCCGUGUCCCCGCCGCUGCCGCUGCCAGACGCAGUCCCUGCCCCUAAGCGUGCUGUGCCCGGGGGCAGGCCUUCUGUUCGUGCCACCCUCGCUAGACCGCCGGGCAGCCGAGCUGCGCCUGGCGGACAACUUCAUCGCGGCCGUGCGCCGCCGGGACCUGGCCAACAUGACCGGCCUGCUGCAUCUGAGCUUGUCGCGUAACACCAUCCGCCACGUGGCAGCCGGCGCCUUUGCCGACCUGCGCGCCCUCCGUGCCCUGCACCUAGAUGGGAACCGGCUGACCUCGCUGGGCGAGGGUCAGCUGCGCGGCCUGGUCAACUUGCGCCACCUCAUCCUGAGCAACAACCAGCUGGCAGCCCUGGCGGCCGGUGCCCUGGAUGACUGCGCCGAGACACUAGAGGAUCUCGAUCUCUCCUACAACAACCUGGAGCAGCUUCCCUGGGAGGCUUUGGGCCGCCUGGGCAAUGUCAACACACUGGGCCUCGACCACAACCUGCUGGCCUCUGUGCCCGCGGGCGCCUUUUCCCGCCUGCACAAGUUGGCACGGCUGGACAUGACCUCCAAUCGCCUGACCACCAUCCCGCCCGACCCACUUUUCUCCCGCCUGCCGCUGCUAGCCAGGCCCCGAGGCUCACCUGCCUCCGCCCUGGUGCUGGCCUUCGGUGGGAACCCGCUCCACUGCAACUGCGAGCUGGUGUGGCUGCGGAGGCUGGCCAGGGAGGAUGACCUGGAGGCCUGUGCCUCCCCACCCGCUCUGGGUGGCCGCUACUUCUGGGCUGUGGGCGAGGAGGAAUUUGUGUGCGAGCCCCCUGUGGUGACUCACCGCUCGCCACCGCUGGCAGUGCCUGCAGGUCGGCCAGCUGCCCUGCGCUGCCGGGCAGUGGGGGACCCUGAGCCCCGUGUGCGUUGGGUGUCACCCCAGGGCCGGCUGGUGGGCAAUUCGAGCCGUGCUCGUGCCUUCCCUAAUGGGACGUUGGAGCUGCUGGUCACUGAGCCGGGCGAUGGUGGCAUUUUCACUUGCAUUGCGGCCAAUGCAGCUGGUGAGGCCACCGCUGCUGUUGAGCUGACCGUGGGCCCCCCGCCACCCCCCCAGCUAGCCAACAGCACCAGUUGUGACCCCCCGCGGGACGGGGAUCCUGAUGCCCUCACCCCGCCCUCUGCUGCCUCUGCCUCUGCCUCCGCCUCCGCCAAGGCAGCUGACACUGCGCCCCCUACGGACCGUGGUGUCCAGGUGACUGAGCAUGGGGCCACAGCUGCUCUUGUCCAGUGGCCAGAUCAGCGGCCUAUCCCGGGGAUCCGCAUGUACCAGAUCCAGUACAACAGCUCAGCCGAUGACAUCCUCGUCUACAGGAUGAUUCCCGCCGACAGCCGCUCCUUCCUGUUGUCAGACCUCGCAUCUGGCCGCACCUAUGACCUGUGCGUGCUAGCGGUGUACGAGGACGGCGCCACCGGGCUGACGGCCACACGGCCAGUGGGCUGCUCCCGCUUCUCCACUGAGCCGGCGCUGCGGCCCUGUGGGGCCCCGCACGCACCCUUCCUGGGCGGCACCAUGAUCAUCGCCCUUGGUGGAGUCAUCGUGGCCUCGGUACUGGUCUUCAUCUUCGUGCUGCUCAUGCGCUACAAGGUGCACGGCGGCCAGCCCCCCGGCAAGGCCAAGGCACCUGCACCUGUCAGCAGCGUUUGUUCGCAGACCAACGGCGCCCUGGGCCCCACACCGGCCCCGCCUGCCCCUGAGCCUGCUGUGCCCAGGGCCCACACCGUGGUCCAGCUGGACUGUGAGCCCUGGAGGCCCAGCCACGAACCCACGGGACCCUAGCCUCGCACCCACCUCUACGGCCCUUCUGGCCCCAGGGGUGGGAGGACCCAGGCACCCUGUGGGACCUGGCCUCAGACUCACCAAAUUGCUCACGGUUUUUAAAACUCUGAUGGGGAGGGUGUCGGGGGCACCGGGGCACAACAAGAAAGUCCUAUUUUUCUAA
Messenger RNA from Acinonyx jubatus (cheetah), 3226 nucleotides. RefSeq names its product leucine rich repeat and fibronectin type III domain containing 3 (gene LRFN3). The transcript is spliced from 3 exons. Gene Ontology annotation, molecular function: protein binding. The coding region runs from base 1171 to 3063 and encodes 630 amino acids. Lineage: Eukaryota; Metazoa; Chordata; Mammalia; Carnivora; Felidae. The record is from RefSeq and is a predicted model, not a curated record.